Papaver somniferum (opium poppy) is the source of this 1284-nucleotide messenger RNA. RefSeq lists its product as uncharacterized. Gene Ontology annotation, molecular function: protein binding. Lineage: Eukaryota; Viridiplantae; Streptophyta; Magnoliopsida; Ranunculales; Papaveraceae. The transcript has 2 exons. Bases 181 to 1284 code for a protein of 367 amino acids. The record is from RefSeq and is a predicted model, not a curated record.
CAUAAGUACAUCAUUGGGCUCAAUCCAUCUAGUAUUUAUAGUUGUAAUCGUUUUGUGAAUUUUCAUCACCAUCUAUUCUGUCUUUUGAUAUAUUCUCUGGCUUAGUUAUUCUCUUACAAUUUUUAGUUCUUCAUUCAUUUUUAUUUCCAUUCCAUCCAUUUCUUCCAUCAAUCAUUCACCAUGUCGAGUACUAUUACCACGACUGCCGAAGGUGAUCAUGCUCACCGGUUGCACGAAGCAGUAGUACGUUCUACCACACAAAUUGUGGAAUCUCAACAAGCUGCUAUGGAAGCGAUGUUCUGUAAGCUUAUUGAAUGCCAAGCAUAUAAUCAUCAUCAGAUGUUAGAAUUGUUAACAUCAAUUAACAAAGGACUUGCAGAACUAAAUCAUCGAAAUGUGUUACUAGCAAAUAGUGUUCCUAGUAAUAUUCAGAAAGAAGAAGCAGGUGAAGUCGUCGAAAAUGAAUUGCCAGGUGACAAUAAGCAAUUGCACAAAGAGGAUGAGGAUCAAGUGGGUGAAGAAGCUCCGGUAGCGGAUGGCCGAGUGACUCAUGAGAUAAAUGAAGAAGAUGAUGAUCAAGUGAAUGAAGAGGCUCUCCUAGAGGAUGCCCAAGUGACACAAGAUCUAAAUGAAGAAGAUGAUCAAGUGAAUGAAGAGGCUCUCCUAGAGGAUGUCCAAGUGACACAAGAGCUAAAUGAAGAAGAUGAUCAAGUGAAUGGAGAGGCUCCGGUAGAGCAUGGUCAAGUGACUCAAGGGCUAACUGAAGAAGACUUUUUAUUACUUUUUGCUCGGUUGCUAACUGAAGGUCAAGUGACUCAUGAGAUAAAUGAAGAAAAUGAUGAUCAAGUGAAUGAGGAUGGUCAAGUGACUCAUGAGAUAAAUGAAGAAGAUGGUGAUCAAGUAAAUGAAGAGGCUCCGGUGACAGUUGAGAUACAUGAAGAAGGUGCUCAUCGAGAAAGUGUUUGUGAUUUUAGUGGGUUGGAGCCCCUAUGUGAAGCUGUAGACCAAAAAGACUGGAAAACGGCUAUCAAAUAUGUUAUGAGUAAUCAAACAACCAUUGAAGAAAUUUUUAGAGUAAGAGAUUUAGGAAAAGAAAUUGAAGUGAUAUUUGGGAAAGCUGUAUUCGCGUCACAGUGGAAUUUGGUGGAGGAGAUUGCAAAACUAGCUCCACCAAAAGCACUUGAGCGUUUGAAUGCUCUGAAUGGUUUUACAAUACUGCACAUGGCUGCAGCGUAUGGAAAUAUUAAAAUUGUUCAGGCGCUGGUAAACAAAACCCGUACUUGA